CGGCGCGGGACGGAAACUGCCUCUCAACCCAGUUGCGAGUAUAUACGUGCACAUAUACGUGCACAUAGUAGUACACGAAAAUGGCGGCGGGCGGCUCACUCGCCAACGUCAAGUUCAUGCAGGAGAUCGUUGAUGAGUUUCUCAGCUGUGCGAUGUGCGGUGGCGAGUUCAUCAAACCGAAGACGCUCUCCUGCCUUCACACGUUCUGCGAGAAGUGUCUCAGGGACCACGUCACGUCGUUGCGUGGCCGCGCGUACGGCGGCUACCGCGACCUGCCGUGUCCAACCUGCCGCAAGUACACCGCCCUGCCGCUAGGCGGCGUCGCCUGCCUCCUGGACAACUUCUUCGUAACGAGUCUCGGCGAGGUGGUGCGAAAACGCGGUGCGGGGAAGGCGUCGCGAUGUGAGUUUUGUCGGCAGCUAAAGGAGACGGCGGUGGCCGAAGCGACGUCGCGCUGUCUCGACUGCGAGAAGCGACUGUGCGGCGACUGCGCCGACGCGCACCGACGCACGAGAAUCACCGCCGAGCACGUGAUCUGCGACGCCGACACGCCGGAGCAGGCGACGUCGUGCGACGCUCACGUCGACGAGGUGGCUCGCUACUACUGCGACCCGUGCGGUCGGCUCGUGUGCGUGCUGUGCACGCUCGAGCAGCACGCCGGACACGAGGUGAGCGCACUCAGGGACGGCGUCGGCAAGUACCGACGUCGCCUCGAUCAACUGCUCGCCGUGUGUCGGACGAGACUCGAGGAACUCCGCGAGCAGCUCGCCGACAUGCAGACGUGCUCGAUAGCCCUUCACGAGACGGAGACGCGCGUCCGCGCGCAUGCGCGUCGCACGAUCGAGAAAGUGCGCGCCGACGAGGAGCGACUCGUCGCUCGUCUGCGCCGACACUACGGCCGAGCGAUCGCCUUUCUAGACGCGCACGCCGACGUCAGCGACGCCCACGAGCGGCUGGCGAAGAACUGCAAGCUCGCCGACUCGCUGCGCUGCAAGGACAUCGAGUUUCUCGUCGUCAGGAAGGAGCUGGAGCGCGCGCUGCAGACGCAGAUGGACGACGACGAAGUGCGACCGACGCCGGAAACGGCGCACCGGAAGUUCGAGUUCAUCGAAGGUCACACGUGCCUCGGCAGGAUACGCAACCCAUACGAGUCGUCGGACAGCGAGGAGGACGACGAGGAGGAGGCGCACGGAACGCCCUCUAGCGGUGGCAGUGCGGUCGACGCGGCGGUGUCGACCGACGUCGUAGCGACGACGAGCUGCGCGACGCAGACGACGGGUCUCAAGAAGUCGUCGGUGACGUCAAACAAGAAGAAAGCCACCGCCGCCGCCGCCGCCGCUGCCGCUGCCGCCGUCGCCAGACCUCCUUCGCAAGACCAGUCGACGCAACUUCCCGAAGAGAAACAGCAGAAGAUACGCAUCGCCGCCGACCAGGGGCUCGCCAUUCUACCCAACGGCGACCUAGUGGUCAUCGACGCCCACGACAACAAGCUCGCCAUACUGGACAAGCGCGGCCGAUUCCGCUACACGUUCGGAUCCGACCAGCUGACCUGUCCGAGCGAACUUCACCGCGGAAACGUGAAAGACUACACGCGCAACGGCGAUCGGCACGUAAAGAUAUACACGCCGCACGGUUACCUUCUUAACUGCCUCGACGACGAGCUGAUAAGUUGCCUGCCUCUUGGUUUGAAAGUGGACGAGAAAACCCUGUUCAAAUGAGAGCCGGCAGCGCCAUUCGAGACGGAAAAGGUUUGAGAAAACUGACGAGAGAAAAACAUACGUCGAAACUAGUCGAUCGGUGUUAACAUUGCGCCACAUGUUUGCACCGAGCCCCUGGAGCUUUAUCGAGUGGAAUACCGCGAGACGUCCACAGUAGUGAUGGCUCAAGACGUUUGUCCUAACGCUGCCUACAUCACAUCAUCUUUAAACGAGAGUGGUCAAUAAACCUAAUUAUUCAUAAUUCUUUUAAACUUAAUUGUACACUAGAUAUGCAUAAAUGCAACUAGUUGCGAUCGUGUUAUGCUAUACUAUCGGCAGGCAUUGUUCAUAAAAUGACGCCAUCCCGUCUUUAGCUAUGUCUUGAGUAUCGUGGCCCAGAUGAUUUUCAUGCUCCUAGAAAUUAUAUAUCUGGCUAUCAGAGAAAAAAAUCAAUGUUACUGAUAAUUCCCAGGAUUUAUUAAAGCAUUUAAUUGUCAUUUAGGUCACCAUGCUUUUAUAAUCAAUUAUUUACUAUAUGCUAAAUAUGUAACCUGCAGCGAUUAUGUUAUACGAAAGCCCUUACCUAAUUGAACGAAAUUAAUGACGAUUAAUUCUAUUAAAUUUAUGAAUAAAUUAGCCAGUUGACUAGAGAGACCCAGUUUACACGCUCGAGUCGAGAUGUACGCUUGAUUAUUAUACACCUCGGAUGUUUCUUGGGCGUUAUAGAAGUUCGUGCGGUUACGACUGACUGUACAGCGACGCAGAUUUAAGCUAAAAAUAACUGCUCAUUAGCGCGAAUCUGCGUCGUUCGUCGAUUUCCAACGACGUGCAUGCACCGCUGUGAAAAUACAUGCUGUCAAUGAAUUAGCGCCUUACACAUCGUACUCAAGCUACAACAGUCAAUGCGGUGAGCGGACAUUAGCUGGCAAUUACAUAGCGCGCUUUGAUGGCUUUCAUUGAGAGCAUCCGCAUCCAGGGAAACACGACUCGUCGCCUACACACGUUAUUUAAUCAACAUUAAUACUCAGCUGGUUAGUACCUCGCUGGAAUUUCAUCAGCUGUUCAUGACGGCUAUGAACAAGAUCGCUAUAAAAUACUGCACAGUGUGAGUGAGUGUGUGUGUGUGUGUGUGUGUGUGUGUGUGUGUGUGUGUGUGUGUGUGUGUGUGUGUG
Messenger RNA from Priapulus caudatus, 2869 nucleotides. RefSeq names its product tripartite motif-containing protein 2-like. Gene Ontology annotation, molecular function: zinc ion binding; ubiquitin-protein transferase activity. Gene Ontology annotation, biological process: positive regulation of DNA-templated transcription. Gene Ontology annotation, cellular component: nucleoplasm; chromatin. The transcript has 2 exons. Bases 81 to 1718 code for a protein of 545 amino acids. Lineage: Eukaryota; Metazoa; Priapulida; Priapulimorpha; Priapulimorphida; Priapulidae. The record is from RefSeq and is a predicted model, not a curated record.